Mytilus trossulus (common blue mussel) is the source of this 1953-nucleotide messenger RNA. RefSeq lists its product as uncharacterized. Lineage: Eukaryota; Metazoa; Mollusca; Bivalvia; Mytilida; Mytilidae. Bases 224 to 1936 code for a protein of 570 amino acids. The record is from RefSeq and is a predicted model, not a curated record. The transcript is spliced from 2 exons.
UUUUAAACUACCUGUACACUUAUGUAUUGUUUUUCCAAUAUAUAAACCACUUAAAUGUUUUCUUGUCUUUUCAAACAGUGAGCAAUUACAGUACAGGGUUAAAAACAAGAACACUGAAUAGCAACACAGUCCUUGUCGGAACAUUCGUCACAGCUCGGUCGAUUCCGUAAAAGGGGAGAACCGGAUUCACCCGAGGAUUACCGAUUGAGUCCUUGUUGCUUGUAUGAUGACCAGAAAGAAAGGACUAUGGAAAACAACUCUUAUCUUUAUCAUUUGCAUUCUUUUUAUAUACAUGAUCAUACCUAGAAAUGACAAAUGUGUUACAACGGAAGAUACCAAAAACGAACAAAAUGUUGCAAAAAUCAUAAAACACUUUCAAGAGGGACAACUUAAUGCAAUCUCCGGAAACGGAAAUAGAAAUAAGUCUGACGUAUUGCAAAACUUGCCGGAUCUAUUUCUAGGGUAUGACAAAUUGUCAUUCAAAGAUUUGGAGAAUAAUUUCAUUCCUAAUCACGUUUAUUAUAUGUGGUGUUACAACCGAACAAUUGAAUUCAGACACUAUCUUUCCAUCCUAGCAAUAUGGAAAACAAUAAGACCAGACACUAUUACUCUCUUUACAAAAUACAACAUCAGUGACCGCAAUGAGCAUUACAACGUUUGGCUUACGGAACUGUUAGUAUCGAUUCCGUGUUUUAAGGUUCAGAAACUCCCAGCGUCGUCAAAGGGUGACGUAGAAGACUGUGGAAUGACGGUUGCGUUUGAUAUAUUAGAGCAUGAUGGCGGAAUGUACUUUUCUGAAGAUUUCUUUCCAUUAAAAUCAUUACAUUUUAUUCGUAAGAAUAAAUUUAAUGUUGGUAUGACAAAAAACCUGAAACAAUUAAGUUUUAUAUCCUCUUCUCGCCGAAAUGAGAGACUAAAAUCAUUUAUCAAGCUGUACAAAAACAACAUUAGCCAACCCUUAGUCACUGGUCUUCAUUUUUGUGACAUCCUUGAAAAUGCAAAUAAAACCGUUUUACAGAGCAAACUUUGUGUCCAUGUCAAAAAUGUAUUACCAGCGCACAUUAUGCAUGCAGAUUCUGAGUUUGGAAGGUCGGCACGUAAGAUUUUAUAUGGUAACUCAGAACAAGUUAAGGUGAAACCAUUACUACCAGGACUUAUACCAAACAUUUUCCACAUGGUAUGGUUCGGCCAUAAACCAAUGGACUUUACAAUGUAUCUGUGCUUGAGGAGUAUUUUGACGAUUGUAAAACCUGACAAGGUAUACAUUCAUGGCGAUGGACUAAUGUAUGGCGAAUAUUUACAAAAGUUAAAGAAGGAUCCGAGAGUGGUUUACAUACACAGAGAAACACCAACUCAUGUUUUUGGACACCAAAUUUUAUACACGCAGCAUAGAAGUGAUAUAAUAAGAGCAGACGUUUUGUUAAAAUAUGGCGGGAUUUAUAGUGACUGGGAUGUCUUAUGGUUGAAGCCAGUGAACGAUUUAAUUUCAAAACAGCACGACACAAUUCUAAACUUUGACCACAUGCCUCGACCAGGAUUUCCAGAUUCAAUUAAUUUAGGAGUGUUAAUGUCCAAACCUGGCUCACAUUAUAUCAAACACUGGCAAGACUCGCUCGUGAACUAUAGAUCACGUGACUUUUUCUUCAACGCCAUUGAACUCCCGUACAAAACAUUUGAAAAAUAUCCUGAAACUGUGUUCAUCGAACCUCAUUUACAGGUCAUGUGUUAUUAUCUAAAAUGUCAUCCGACUUUCCAUCCAGAAUAUAGAAAUUUCAAUGUUGACCAACCAUUUAACUGGACAAAAGAUGCCUAUUCAAUACAUUUCACAUACCCCGAUCCUCCGGAAUAUGCAAAUGAGACUGCGCUAAGACACGGUAAAGGAAUGUUUGCUGAUAUAGGCAAUUUUAUACUAGAUCAAUCAUUUGCGUAUGAUUAAAAAACACAAUACUUGAA